Messenger RNA from Lachancea nothofagi CBS 11611, 828 nucleotides. The record is from the annotation of a GenBank genome assembly. NCBI's taxonomy places the organism in Eukaryota, Fungi, Ascomycota, Saccharomycetes, Saccharomycetales, Saccharomycetaceae.
AUGCUUCUGUCUUCUUUCGUUGUUGGCUUGCUCGUUCUUCAAGCAGCAGCCGUACCCAUGAAACCCAUGAAACCCAUAUACCCAAAACAAUCCGAUCCUACUAAGCACAAAUCUUCUUCUUGGGAUGCAAUCGGAUGGGCAGAAACAAAUAUCACAACGACAUUAUUUGAGGCAGGGUUCGAACUAAUUGCCAUCCCAGAUGACGUCAAGGGGAUGAAAGCUCCACUUUGGUUGGAAGGAGGAUGGGAAGACCUUGAGUUUUACGCUAAGAUUGGAACGUACUGUCCCCCUCAGUACUCGGACUCAGAGGAUUUGACUAUUAAAGCCAUGGCUUAUGUAUUCGCGCACGCAUCUGGUACUUGGUUAAACAUGAACAAUUCGCUUCACAAGAGAGAACUCGGUUUGGAUAUAAACGUUCUUGCCGAUUUCUGGGAUUCUGGCCUUGCCAAGGGUUCUGGUGACUCUUUGAGGAAGCGAGACUGGGAAAAAUUUGUGGGCGGAACCUGGAUUCGAAGCGAUUCCAACGUGGCUCUUGUGGGUGCCCUGGAUGCCUUGAGUGAAGCAGUUCAGGGUGGCUGUAGUUGGAUAGUGGGCACAGGUAGCACUGCUAUCUGCGCAAAAAAUGGCAAUGAUCAGGCUUGCAUCGCAUGGUCCGGUGACUCGAAAUCUCUUCAAAUGUGUGCCGCUAAGCAAAUUUUGGAAAGCUGUCGGGCUGAGUUUGGCGAGGAUGUUGACAUCAGCGCCCAGCUACCGGGAGGAUUGGAAAUCAAUAAUGAAAACCGUUCUGACCAGCAGGUUUGCGUCAGUAACAGGCCAGACGGAUGCUAA